This is a messenger RNA of Acaulospora morrowiae, 124 nucleotides long. The record is from the annotation of a GenBank genome assembly. Lineage: Eukaryota; Fungi; Glomeromycota; Glomeromycetes; Diversisporales; Acaulosporaceae.
UUCUACGGCAUUCUUAUUUUGAAAUAGUCUAUUCGACCUUACACAACUUAUAUCAAUCAAAAUACGAAAUCGAGGAUUUAAGAGAUUGGACUUUGCGAUUGGUCGAUAAAUUUGGCUACACGGA